CAUCUUCUUUCACUUUCAUUCUCUCUCUCCCUUUGUCUCCGUCUCCAUCUCCUAUCUCCUGUCUCCUGUGUCUCUUCUUCUUCUUCUUCUCCUCUUUGUGGUUGUUUGUCCAACGGUUCUUGCCAGCCUCGGAUCGUCUCCACCCGCUCGAUCUUAUCUCAUCUUUCGCCCGCCCUUCUAGAACCUUUUCUUUUUCUUUCUUCACUCUUCACGCAUUCAACUCUCCCCUCUCCAUCGACAUCAUGACUUCCCCCUCCACCAUCCGACAGAGAUUCCUCUCCAAGCCCAACCAGCUGGGCGUUGUGGCUGUGGGCUUCAAUGGCGGUCAGUGCAAGAUGGGCGUCGAGGCUGCCCCGAUGGCCCUGGUCGAAGCGGGUCUCCUGGAGCAACUCCGCGACGACCUGGGCUACGACCUCCACUAUGACGACCAGGUGCACAACUACGAGGACAAGAUGCUGGCGGAGGACCCCGACCACCGCGGCAUGAAGAAGCCGCGGUCGGUCAGCGCCGUGACCGAGACCCUGAGCUCGCAGGUGUACGAGCACGCCAAGGAGGGCAAGUUCGUGCUGACGCUGGGCGGAGACCACUCGAUCGCGAUCGGCACCAUCUCGGGCACGGCCAAGGCCAUCCGCGAGCGUCUGGGCCGCGAGAUGGCCGUCAUCUGGGUCGACGCCCACGCCGACAUCAACGUCCCCGAGAUGAGCCCCAGCGGGAACAUCCACGGCAUGCCCAUGGCGUUCCUGACCCGCCUUGCCCGCGAGGAGCGCAGGGAUAUCUUCGGAUGGCUGCAGGAUGAGCACAUCGUCAACACCCGCAAGCUGGUGUACAUUGGUCUGCGCGAUGUCGACCGCGGGGAGAAGCAGCUCCUCCGCGAGCAUGGCAUCAAGGCGUUCAGCAUGCAUGAUGUUGAUCGGUACGGUAUCGGUCGCGUGGUCGAGAUGGCCCUGGCUCACAUCGGCAACGACACGCCGAUUCACCUGUCGUUUGACGUCGAUGCGCUGGACCCGCAGUGGGCGCCUAGCACGGGCACCCCCGUGCGCGGUGGCCUGACGCUGCGCGAGGGCGACUUCAUCUGCGAGUGCGUGCACGAGACGGGCAACCUGGUGGCGAUGGACCUGGUGGAGGUGAACCCGAGCCUGGAGGAGUCGGGGGCCAGCGACACGAUCCGGACGGGCUGUUCGUUGGUGCGCAGCGCCCUGGGCGAUACGUUGCUUUAGGGGGCGACAGAAAUGAGGCAUGAGAUGGGAGAUUGUAGACAGUAUAGUAUACAUACAUACCUUAGAGGAUGGGACGGAUAGAAUGCGCCGUCGUACGAUAUGAUAUAAUGAAUGACUCGAGCAAUCGACGGAUUAGUUUACUUCU
Molecule: messenger RNA, 1362 nt
Organism: Aspergillus heteromorphus CBS 117.55
Lineage: Eukaryota; Fungi; Ascomycota; Eurotiomycetes; Eurotiales; Aspergillaceae
Product: arginase
Exons: 3
Coding region: 243-1217 (324 amino acids)
Cellular component (GO): cytoplasm; cytosol; nucleus
Molecular function (GO): manganese ion binding; arginase activity
Source: RefSeq, a predicted model, not a curated record